This is a messenger RNA of Mytilinidion resinicola, 3637 nucleotides long. Its product is annotated as RIC1-domain-containing protein. The record is from RefSeq and is a predicted model, not a curated record. The coding region runs from base 79 to 3384 and encodes 1101 amino acids. Gene Ontology annotation, cellular component: Golgi membrane; cytosol; Ric1-Rgp1 guanyl-nucleotide exchange factor complex. Lineage: Eukaryota; Fungi; Ascomycota; Dothideomycetes; Mytilinidiales; Mytilinidiaceae. The transcript is spliced from 5 exons. Gene Ontology annotation, biological process: retrograde transport, endosome to Golgi; intracellular protein transport. Gene Ontology annotation, molecular function: protein binding.
GCUCAGCUUCGAAGUUCCUCUUAGCACUGCCGUGGGAUGGAGUCGCGCCAAUGCAGCCAUCGAGCGUGAUCGAGAGCCAUGACGUACUGGCCCAUCUCUGCCCCCUCCGUCUAUGCAGCCAGCAAGCACCAGGUGCCCGAGGAAUGCAUCACCACCAGCGACGACGGCGUCACAGACCGAGCUGGGCGCCCCUCCCCGCGAACACCUAGGCAUGGACCAGCAGAAGACAAGGACGCGCAAUCAGAGAAAACAGAGGACUCGGCCGAGUACUUUAAUUCGGGGAAGCAGAGGGACCCGCGCAUAGGAGAUGGAGAGAAAUCUCAGCAAUCAGACUCGAGGAGGCCGCCAAAAGAAUGGAUUCCAGAAGAGGACCUGUCAGGAGAAAUAAUUGGGAUAAGGGUGACCCGUAGUGGGCAUAUGUUUGCAACUAUCACUCGCUCUACCCUCACAAUAUGGCAGACCAAGCCCACUGCCAUUCUAGCAUCUGUCCUGCGCUCUGAACACUCCCUCAAAACCUACGGGCCUAAUGUCACCCUCUUACUUCGUCCUGAUUCCGCUAUUUUCGUUGUCCAGACCACUCUUGGAUAUCUUAUAACCUACUCAUUGGCUACGGACCCGACAUCACGCGUAUACAGGACACAAUUUGCAAGCACCACCCAAGGACACUCGCGGAGACAUAGCGUUGGGGGUCUCAGGACACACCGCACCAAUGAAGCAAAUGCGGGCCCGGGCGAGGGCAGCGGCGUCAGAGAAAUCAGCUUGCGGUUCCGCAUGGUCAUACGAGUCGAUGCCGGGAUUGCCAGAGCCCUUGCUCUGGACGACGAGCUGAUAGUGGCAACGGAGAAGCCUGCAGCUAUACAGUGCAUCCGAUGGGCCCCGGACAACACAGGGAGUCAGACCAGCACUGAACUCUUGAGCCGGAUGUCAUGGUUGGGAAAGAAAGCCACAAUCACCGAGAUGGUGUACGACCGGCCGAUGAAUCUAUCCGCCUGGAUAACUGGGGAUGGGAAGGGUUUUGCGGUCCAAAGACUCGCGAGGGAUAGAUCACAGGAUCCCAAGUCACAAAAUCUAUUCCGCGGGUACGCAUUUCACUCUCCGGUAGGCGAAGACGAUCAUGGAACCAAGGCUGCGAUCAACGCGCGGUUCUCCCUUCUUGCAGUCGGUUGCACCAAUGGAGAUAUCUACGUGUAUACAGCUCGGGACUACACUGGAAAUAUCCCUAUGUCUCACAAGCUUCGACCGAGUUCAAGUUCGCACGGAGCGCUCAAUUUCCUCAGCUACUCUCCUGACGGGUACUGUCUCUUUGCCGGAUAUGAGAACGGCUGGAUGAUGUGGAGUGUAUAUGGCAAGCCAGGCGCUAGCAGCUUUGGCGCAGACCGCUCCCUCUCUGAAGCCAACGAGGAGGGUUGGUUGCUUGGAGUCCAAGACGGGUUUUGGAUUGGCGGCGGGUCAGAGAUUCUGCUCCUCGGGAAAGGAGACAAUCGGCUUUGGUUGGUCGAGAUGGCUCGCAAUGCGAUCACAGGCUGCUUCUCAUCCGCCAAUGUCUCUCGAUCGCUGAUGCAGACCAACGCUGGCUUUAUGAUCUACCGAGGAUAUGAUUUACCCGACCUAACGACGAUAUCUGCAGAGGUCUCACUCUGGCAUCAUGUCCAAAUUCCAGCACACUACCUAAUUGACCAAUGGCCAAUUAGAAGCGCGGUCAUCUCAUCUGACGGCAGAUAUGUGGCAGUGGCAGGUAGACGAGGCCUGGCGCACUACAGCGUCAAUAGCGGGCGAUGGAAAACAUUCGAGGACCCCCUGAUGGAGAAUGAGUUUACAGUGCGCGGAGGCAUGUGCUGGUACCAGCAUGUUCUCAUCGCCGCCAUCGAGUCCAGCGAUUCCCAUGAACUUCGGAUUUAUUCCCGCGAACUAUCACUAGAUACUAACCAUGUAAUGCAUGUAGAACACCUUCCAGACCCAAUAGUUCUCAUGGUGUCAUCUGGAGAAGAUUCCCUGCUCGUCUAUACACACGACAACGUGCUCUAUCACUACAUUAUCAGCGUUGCGAAUGCAGCGGUCAAGCUGGUUCAGGUCGGGCAAAUCACGUUGAAUGGCGUCAUCCGGUCGCCGGCACGAGUGCGCGCCCUGAGCUGGAUCCUACCUGAAGAGCAGCUACAUAACGGCGACCCUUCGCAAGAUGUGGCUGUUGCCUCAAUUCUGUUCCUUCUCGACGGCAAGCUAGUGCUGCUGCAGCCGGCGACGUCAGAAGCGGGGGAGCUGAAGUACGAGAUGCGGAUCAUUGCACACAACGUCGAGUACUACGUCCUUAUGCGCGACAACCCCUCGUUCAAUCUCGAGGCGCAGGACGACUCGCUGCCGCCAAGUCCGUCGGCAGGGCUGGUGAUGAACGGGGUGCACGGCCACGAUCUGCGAGAUUCGCUGUGGCUAUUCGACGGGAGCGACGUCCGCGUGUGGAUCGAUAUGCUGGACGUGCUGUCGUCGGCGUCAGUCGAGCUGGGCCGUGAUCUGCCAUCAACGGUCAAGAUCCCGGUGGACUUCUACCCCCUGUCGGCAUUAAUAAACAAGGGCAUCUUGUUUGGAGUCGAAUCGGAGCUCGUCCAGCGGAGGGACGUCAGCUUUGGGUAUAUGCGCUUUGUAGCUCGGACGCAUCUCUUUCUGCCCGCCCUCCUACGGCACCACCUCGGGCAAUACAACUCACCAGCAGCCCUACACUUAUCGCAUCACUACCAGCACCUGCAGUACUUUGCCCAUGCCCUGGAGAUCUUACUGCAUGAUGUUCUGGAUGAGGAGGUGGACACGUCGCCCCCACCAGAGCAAGCAUUGCUGCCCAGUGUGCUUUCUUUCCUCUCUUCGUUUCCGCAGUAUCUUGAUAUCGUAGUGCAGUGUACGCGCAAGACAGAAGUGCGCUCGUGGCGGACGUUGUUCUCCUACCUACCACCGCCACAGGAGCUUUUCGAAGAGUCACUUCAGAAGGACUCUCUGAAGACAGCGGGGGGUUACUUGCUUGUCUUGCACACAUUUGAAGAGCUCAGCACGAGUUCACAGCAGCUCGUGCGUCUGCUGCAGCGCGCGAAGCAGGAGCAGGACUGGGACUUGUGCAAGGAGCUGGCACGGUUCCUGAUGGCGCUCGACGAGACUGGCGGCACCCUGCGCGAAGCACUGGAGCUGGUCGAGCUGCGGUCCCCGACAGGAGAAAACGGGGGAGCGGGCAGUGGAGAACGCAGCUUCAUGUUCGACCAGAUGCGUCUGAGUGUACCCAGCCGGCGUCGCAACGGCACGGGAGUGGGUAUGGGCAUCGAUUUCUCGGGCCGUGGGUCGAGUCACAGCACCAGCCGCAGUCCGAGCAGCGAGCGCGGCAGCCCGGGAGCACGCGCGCGACGGUGAAUACAACUGAUGCCUGCUGCAAGGCAGCUGAUUGCCUGGAGCGUGCGAAACAGGCGAAAAGUGGUGGGAGAACUCGAAACCGGGUCGUUCAUCACACUUCAACGCUUUCACUGGUUUUGAAUAUAGCUAUCUACCGAAUUUUUAAAAUCAGCUUGGUGUACCAAUUGCGUGUAUUCUCCGAAAAUCUGGCUCUGAUCUGGUGGUUCGGUGCACAGCGAACGCACAGUGAUGGCCGAGUCCGCGUACCACCAAG